AUGGCAUUAUCUCCAAAGAAGUUAGAUUUGAAAGGGCUUCCUGCGACCAUCUACCCUUUUCAAACGGCCGAUGAAAUACCUGAAAAACUCAAGGAAGUACUGUUCAAAACAUUCAAUGACGAGCUUGAGAGAGGAGAUACAUAUCCACAGGAGUUUCCUGCCUCAUAUGAGGAGUUUGAUGCGUAUUGGUUGCACUAUUUCGUCGCGGUCAUGCUAGAGGGAAACCUCAGUGUGGAGGAGCUAGGCAAAGUAGACAGUUUCGAAGAUAUUUUUCUCGGAAGCUACUACAUAAAACCCAACUACCCAGGCCGGUCUUCACACAACUGCAAUGCCGGAUUUUUGGUCAAUUUCGCGAAAAGAGGAAGGAGUAUAGGAAAGACACUGGGACAGAGUUACCUUGAGUGGGCACCGAAACUGGGCUACACUUACUCGGUAUUCAAUCUGGUUUACGAGACAAACGUUGCCAGUUGUAAGAUAUGGGAUGGCUUGGGAUUUGAUAGAAUAGGCAAAGUCAAAAAUGCCGGCCGUCUGAAGGGCUACGACCACCCCGUUGCGGCGAUAUUGUUUGGUAAAGAUCUGGUCUGA
This is a messenger RNA of Kuraishia capsulata CBS 1993, 585 nucleotides long. RefSeq lists its product as uncharacterized. Lineage: Eukaryota; Fungi; Ascomycota; Pichiomycetes; Pichiales; Pichiaceae. Bases 1 to 585 code for a protein of 194 amino acids. The transcript has a single exon. Gene Ontology annotation, molecular function: acyltransferase activity, transferring groups other than amino-acyl groups. The record is from RefSeq and is a predicted model, not a curated record.